AAAGGUGCACACAAGCGGGAUCUGAACAAUCUGUACCAAGUGAUCUAUUACGGUGACUCGCAGGUCGAGGUCGGCAAACCGUUUUCGAUCUCGUGCAUCAUCAGCAUCGCCAAUCCGGUCGAGUGGCACAAGGACGGUGAACCGAUCCGGAAGCACAGCAACAUUCGCCACGGCAAGGAUGAGCACAGUUACAUCGAAAGUGAGAUGGGCAUCGCAGGAAAUCGAGACAAAAUUGAAGCAUCGAUCAGCGUACAACGAGCACUGCCAAAGCAUCAGGGCAAGUACCAGUGUAACGCACUCUACAAAAACUACCACCAACUGUACGUCUACCGGAAUGGCACGCUACUCAGCCAUUCCGGUGCUCCUGUCCCAGGCUCAUCAAGCUCAGGAUCGUCCCGCAAUGUCGAAAAGCAUCACGAUGAGAUGCAGCUAAUGCUGAGCACGGUUAAGUCCACACUGGUUGCACCACUGUCCGUGGAACAUCACCACUUUACAACGGCCGUCGCUUUGGCACCUGGACCAGCAGUAGUGGACGAAGAGUUCCCCGGGGGGCCCUUGGAACGCGAACACGAACGAGACCGAGAAUCGCCAAAAUCUCCCGGCCAUAGUUCGCACCAUCAUCGGCAGCAAACGGGUCCGGGACAUCGACACCAUACCGGAAGCUCGGGAGAGAAGAAACUAGCAUCCCAGCAACAACAACAGCACGUCGCAUCAUCAGACAAAGAUGACACGAAACGUUUCAUUAGUCAAAAGACUACGGCAGAGCAGGAAAGCUCACUGUUACCGGAGGAGGUGCUUGAACAAACGGUGGAAGAUUUGGAAGAUUAUUCUCCCCCGAUGCAUCCCGAUAAGUCAUCUCCAGUUGGACGAGGUUCCUCGUCGCCGGGCAAGCAGCCGAAGCAUUCCACCACGGGCAGAGCUCAACCUCCACCACCACUGAUGGAAACGCGCGAAGAUGAAGAUGGCGAAGAUGUGCGAGAGGACACCGAAGCGCAGGACAUGAUUAAUCUCGAGACGGUGGUUGGUGCGGAAAACAUUGAGGACCUCGUUGAACCGGAUACCGAAAUCGUUAUCGAAAGCAAGGCUAUCUCACUGGAGGACGAUAACAUCGAUCGGUUGAUCCAGAACAAAAGCGACAUCAACGGUAUCAUUCUGGUGGACAGCUUGGAAGAGGUGCCGUCGCGCAAAGCAUCCAGCGAGGAUAAUACCGCCCUGGUGCCGCCACUACAUCCAACAGUCAUCGAAUCUGUAAUGAGAGUUGGUAAUAUCUCCAACAGUCAUCAAGGUUUCCCGGUGGCCACUAUCGACAGCACCAUUGCAUCGAUGGCUGGUUCGACUGCAGUCACAAAAGGGGGGCUUAUUAUUCUCACCACAACCACCACAUCCUCUACUAUUGCACCGCCUCCGGGAGUGGUUGGUGGUGGGGGUGAGCAGGACGGUACAGUUCACCGUGGUCAUCAUCAUCAUCAUCAUGAACAUCACACUACUACCACCACAACAGCAAAAGUGACAACUACUCCACCGGUACCAACCACUACUACUACGACUGCUAGCAUCCCCACUACUACCACAACAGCGGCGGCAACGGCAUCGGCUACACUCACUACCACUGCGGCGGCCGAUGUUCUGCUGCCUAACUACGACCAACCUAGCACUAGUUCAAAAAUAUUCGAUAUAGGAAAAUCAUUAACGCUCGGUUGUAACAUUACACAGGAAGGAAAUUUUGAUUUAAGUUGGGCAAAAGACGGUAAGAAUGUAAGUGAGGUCGAAUCGCUUAAAGAUCGCUACAAGGUACUGCCGGCGGAGCGAAAGUUCGUCAUCAGUCGGGCAUUGGAAACCGAUGCCGGACAGUACACGUGUAGCGUACCACAAUUGGGUGUAUCUAAAAAUUUUAACGUAGUUGCUAAUGUUGUUGUUAAAUUUGAAAGCACAGAAAUAGGCAAAACAAACAUAGUGGAAGGAGAACGGUUGACGCUUCACUGUAUAGCUUUCGGAACGGAUCCUAAAAUUACUUGGAUAGUUGGCAACACUACUUACAACGCGUCGACAGAUCACAUCGUGCUGGAGGAGGACGAAAGGGGCAUCGAGAACGCGAAGCUUAUCAUCGAGAGCAUAACGCUAGGCGACUAUGCCGACUACACCUGCGAGGCACGAAAUAAUGCCACCGAUUUUACGGGCAAACCGGCACAGGUUAUGAUUACCGUUAGAAUUAGAGGAAAAUAUGCGGCACUUUACGUUUUCCUGGGUAUUAUUGUGGAAGUUGUUUUACUGUGUGCGAUUAUUUUAAUAUGCGAAAAAAGACGUAACAAGACAGAGAUCGAGGAAAGUGAUACCGACCAGAGUCCCGACCAAAACAAGAACGGCUACCACGGUAAUGAAUCCGAGCUACGCCAAAGAAAGUAAAAGCCAA
This is a messenger RNA of Anopheles maculipalpis, 2410 nucleotides long. RefSeq lists its product as uncharacterized. The record is from RefSeq and is a predicted model, not a curated record. NCBI's taxonomy places the organism in Eukaryota, Metazoa, Arthropoda, Insecta, Diptera, Culicidae. The annotation marks the transcript as partial. The transcript is spliced from 8 exons.